GCUGAACAGAUACCAUUACGCUGGAAGUAUUUCAGUGAUUAUAUAUGCUGAGUGGAAAGACACUGCUGAUCCUGUAACAUGGAGGAUUGCCUUCAUACCUCUUCUGAGAAUCUGUCCAAAUUGGUCAGCUGGGCCCACAGCCAUGGGACUAUUUGCAGCCUCAUUCCUAACCUGAAACACUUGCUUUCGGAAGGUUCUCACGGGAACCUGACAGCAAUGUGGGGCUGUAGUGCUGGCCAUGCUUAUCACUGGCCACUGACAGCUACUUGCAGAGCUGGCUCCCAGGAGAGGGUCUGUUUCCAGGAUAACAGAAGUUUUAACUCGGAUAGUCCCAGCAUAAUUGGAGUGCCCUCUGAGACACAAACUAGCCCCGUUGAAAGGUACCCUGGGAGACCAGUGAAAGCGAAGCUAGACUGUAAUCGCACCAGAGACUCUUGUGACUUCUCUUACUGCAGUGAGCCCUCUGAACUGGAUGAAGCUGUCGAAGAAUAUGAAGAUGAAAACACCCUGUUUGACAUGGUGUGUGAGUCGUCAGUUACAGAUGAGGAUAGUGACUUUGAACCCCAAACCCAAAGGCCUCAAAGCAUUGCUCGAAAAAGGCCUGGAAUACUCCCGUCUUCUCUCCAUUCAAGCUCCCAGGCUCAGAUGGUUGAUGAAUGCAGCAAUGAUGUCAUCAUCAAGAAGAUCAAACAAGAGAUUCCUGAAGAUUAUUACAUUGUGGCAAAUGCAGAGCUGACUGGAGGAGUCGAUGGACCAGCCCUGUCGUUGACACAGAUGGCAAAACCCAAGCCUCAGACUCAUGCUGGCCCCUCUUGUGUAGGGUCUGCUAAGCUAAUUCCCCAUGUAUCUUCUGCCAUCAGCACAGAGCUCGACCCACAUUGUGUGUCUGCAUCCCCCUCUGUGAUGUCCAGACCAAUCGUCCAGAAGACCACCAGGGCAUCUCUGGCUUCACCAAACAGAGGACCCUCUGGUACCCACGGCACCAACCAGCAAGUGGCCAUGCAGAUGCCUGUGAGCACAUCCCAUCCUAACAAACAGAUCAGCAUCCCUUUGUCUGCCCUGCAGCUGCCUGGACAGGAUGAGCAAGUGGCUUCCGAAGAGUUCCUGCCCCAUCUGCCCAGCCAGGUCUCCUCCUGCGAGGUAGCCCUUUCUCCUUCAGUUAACACAGAGCCAGAAGUGAGCUCCAGUCAGCAGCAGCCCCAAGUCGCUCCAACCAUAACCACCGAGGCCAUGGCACAGUGCAUACCAGACCAGGAUGAAAGAGCAGCUGAGCUCAGCAGAGAGCAGAAUGAGAAAACCAUCCGGAGCACGCAGACUGCGCUCCGCAAUUUCCCGUAUUCUACUAAGCUCAACAAAUUUCCUGUAUUUAAUAUUAAUGAUGACUUGAAUGAUCUGUGUACCAGUGCAGUAAGCCCAAAUACUACCAAAGCCACGCGGUAUGCCCUGAAUGUGUGGCGCUACUGGUGCAUGACCAAUGGGCUCAAAGAUCACACGGACAUCACCAAGAUCCCUGCAGUGAAGUUGAACGAGCUGCUUGAGAACUUUUACGUCACCGUUAAGAAGAGUGACGGCUCGGACUUCCUGGCCACCUCGCUCCAUGCCAUCCGCCGGGGCCUGGACCGCAUCCUGAAGAAUGCAGGUGUGGGCUUUUCCAUCACCAGCAGCACCUUCAGUUCUUCCACCAAGAAACUCAAGGAGAAGCUGUGGGUCCUGAGUAAGGCAGGGAUGUCAGGGGCCCGUUCUCGCAAUAUCAUCUACUUCUCCCUCUCCGACGAGGAGGAGAUGUGGCAGGCGGGGUGCCUAGGGGAUGACAGCCCCAUCACUCUCCUGUCCACUGUGGUCAAGUACAACAGCCAAUACCUGAACAUGCGGACACUGCAGGAGCAUGCAGAUCUGAUGUACGGCGACAUCGAGCUGCUCAAAGACCCACAAAACCAGCCCUAUUUUGCCCGGACGGACAGUGUCAAGCGAGAGAGUCGGAGUGCUUCCACUCGCAUAUGUCACGGGAAAAUCUACCACGAGCAUUCCAGGGGGCACAAACAGUGUCCUUACUGCCUGCUCUACAAGUACAUGUACAUCCACCGGCCUCCCACCCAGAUGGAGGCCAAGUCCCCUUUCUACCUUACCGCCAGGAAGGAGGCUGUCGACAUGGGCAGCGUGUGGUAUGAGGAGCAGAGGAUGGGACUUCGGUCUCUUCGGGGAAUUGUCCCAAACUUAGCCAAGAAGGUCAAGCUGGAAAACUGUGAGAACUUCACCUUCGUCUCAUUUACUCAGGUCUCCAGGAGGCUUGGCUCCCACAGCUGCUGCCAGUGAGCCUGCCCUGGGUCCGGGCCACUGCCAUGGGGCAGCCGGGGAUGACCGUGACCUCAUGGCCGGACUGGCCUCUGUCAGUGUGACCUGCUGUUUCUUUGACUUUGGAUUUUUUUUUAACUGAAAGUAGAUGAUUCUGAAUACUUAGGAUGUUUCAUCCAAAUGUGUGUCACCUUUGUUAAAUUAUGGAAUCUAAUACAAUGUGUAAUUGCUACAUACACAGGAGCAAGGACGUUCAUUUUUUCUAGUGCCUUUUUAGCACAGAUUUUCUAAAAAAAAGAAGAAGAAGAAAACUUUAGUGAUUUUCCCCCAAAAAAAUCCCAGUAGACUAGUAGCUUUAGAAUGUUUUGAAAACUAUAUACGUUUUGUUGAAUUACACUCACAAAAAGAACCAGAAAGAGAGGCAGACAUUCACUAUUUCCAGAAGAAAAAUUGCACUUGACACUCCUCUUUAUAUUGUGUUGAUGGAUAACCGAGUUCUGCAGAUUAAGCAGCCUUGCUUGGUGGAAGGUGGUGGAGACGCACUCGGCCUUGCUCUCAGCACUGGGAGGAGCUUCCCUCUGCAUCGGCGAAGACAGUUUCGUGGGAAAAGAUGAAUGCGCCAGAAGCUGCUUGUGGGAGCAAGGUUUCCAGUAAACUAGACGGUGUGUACCAUGAGGGCGUCGCCAGUAGUAAAAGAAGAGGCUUGGAAAAGCGAUCUGGAUCAAAAUGUGAAAACCUCCUGAAGCAGAAGUGCCUAUGUCCUAUUUCUCAGCACCACGUGAAAGCUCUUUUCACUUGAAUAUUUUUUAGAGUUUUUUUUUUCUUUCCUUUAAUCUGUUCUUUGUGUCACACCGUUGUUCUGUCAGCACGUAGCACUGGAUCUGUAAAAGAGCUAAAGGUAAUGUUGAGGCUGAGCCAGGAAAACCCAACCAAACGAGCUGCAAAGGGAACAGAUUGAGAAAUGUGUUGCGCUUUGAUAUAUUUUGGUCAACGUAUGACUUUUUCAGCCACAGUAGGUAUCAUCAUUUUAGGUUGGCACCAGUGUUGGGGACAUAGUGCUAUAGGCAGCCGACCAGGUAAGCAAACCCAGCAGUAAGGACCUAGUUGUAAAAAUCCAAGCAUGAUGAUAGGUUUUUAGUUUAAAACCAUUUCACUCAGGUAAAAUCCAACCUGACCCCUUGUGAUGGAAACAUCAGCAGAAUUUUCUACCAACUACUCCGGACGAGAAGUAGAAAAGGAGCCCAAAGAGUGCUAAUUAAUAAUAAUAAUUUCCUGGGGUCUUUAUUUUGUAUCUGAGGUAAGACUGCUACAGCUUUGUACCAUUGUAUUCCUUGUGUAUGCUUUCUAAUUCAAAAUUAAAAUUCCGGUAUAAGUUGGAAGAGCAGGAGUCCUAAAAUCAGCCCUAUUUCUUUUUCAAAAUAUUAUUUUAUUAUUUAUUUUAAUUAAUUGUUUUUAAAAAACAUUCACUGGUCUCUGAAAUAUGUAAUGCUUCCGUUCCCAGAGAAGACUCAACCAAUGCUGCCUUACGGUUAACGUUGUUCCCUCUUUAGUUCCUGCACAUUUGUAAUGUUGUUAAAACUAGUUGCUCUUUCCUGAAUAUAGUUUCAUUUUGGUAUGUCUCCAUCUGUAUCUGAAUAGCAGGUAACAUUUAAAACUCAGUGUUAUGACGUGGUAGUGCAUACUGUUCUAGUAUGGUUUCCUAUAGUGAUUUUAGGGUUUUGAUUAAAAAGAGACACAAAGCAUUAGGUACAGUUUCCUUUCGCUUGCUAAGCACCCAAAGGAUAUUUUGUUUGUGGAAAGCAGAUGGUCAUUUUUUUUUUCUUGUCAGUUCUGCACUUAAACAGAAAUAGAACCCGUGUGAAUUAUUGGUCAGAGCCUGCAGCCUAAUUAAAUAAAACCUCCAUUUGUAUUUUAAAUAGAUUCAAGAAGAAAUUGCCAUUAGAAUCCCUGGGAUCUCGUCAGAUUUGACAUUCCCAGAAGUAGCAAUAACUGAUCCAGAGGUUGAAAUCUUUCUGUUGACAGUGGCUUUUCAUCAGCUGAAUAACCAUCUCUGCCUCACAUUUGUUACUUAUUACCCAUUUGAUGUCAUGUAAAUCCCCGAGUUCUGAAGUGAGUGAUUAUAGUAAAAAAAAAAAAAAAUCAGGAGGUGGAAUCGUCAGUGAUAGCUGAUGGAAUGAAAGAACUGUCUGAGCAUCUUGAAUGCCGUUUAUGUUAUGAUGUGCCUCCUUGGGGAGUAGGAGUGAGAAAGAAAACACAUUUAUCAAGUGCUGUUCUGUGCCACCCAUUGUACCGGGUCCUUUGUCUACUUUGUAACUGUGUGGAGAUGUGACUGUUUGUAUGCACACACACACUUAGUAAACCUCCUAAAAUGGUAAAGCACCUAUCCAUCUACAUGGCUGUGCCCAUCCUCGGAGGCCCUGAAGGGGUCAGGGUGGCUCGUUCUAAGGCAGUGGUUCUCUUUCCAGCCCGCUCUACACCAUACCCACCGGGGACGCCAUGAUUUUCUGCUCUACCCCUGAGCCGGGAACAAGGGGAAUCCCAAGAGAAGGAAGUGGGGGAAGUUAAGAGUGUCCCCCCACCCUCCUUGUCUUUAGUUCUUUUUGUUUGUAUGUUUGUUGUUGCUCAAAAGUGGGAAUGAAUAUCAGGAAUUUGCAAGUUCACCUAGAUACCAGUUGCCUCUGGCUCUGCGUCAGGGAUGGUGGUGCUGUGGGUGUUACAAGAGACCGAUGGAGUCCCCUGGGUGAGCUCUCGCCCUCAGCACCUCCGCAUCUGCUCCAAAGUGAGCCCUGCUUACUCGGCACCUCCUCCCAGAAUCCAUCAGGUCUCCCCUGGGAAGUCUAUUCUGCCAGAGAUAAUAGGGCGUCAGCUGGAAGGGUAUGAUUCAAUGAAAUAGAAAGCGUUUAGCACAGCACUAGGCACAUGGUAAGCAUGCAAUAAAUAUUAGCUAUUUUAGUUACAGCUUUUGGUAAUAGUAAUAACUAUUAUUAUUAUUCAACUGAUCUGCAUUGCGCUGCUUAUUUCUUCCAUUGUGGAGAUUCUCUCCUUCAAACCGUUGAACUUGAAGAAGCAACCAGGCCUUAUAGUCUGGUCACAUUUAUGCCCAUCAGUUCUACCUCCAACACAGCCACGCCCUGAUACCUCAGAUAAUGAGCAAAAAUAAGUGAAGAAUGGAGAAAUGUUAAGAGGCUUUUUAUAAGACAGAUUUUCCAUGUUUAGUGUGUUUGCAAAGUUAACCCAAGUUGUGAAAGAAGUAGUCUUGGUCAUGUGGCAUUUUCCCGCCUGGCUUGGAUUAUGCAUAGGCUGUGUUCCUCUCCCUGGCUGAUUAAAUGGUGUUUGAAGAAACGUGGGACAUUGUUACCUUGAUUUUGAUUUUGAUUUUGAUUCAGCCUUAUUAAAAGCAUCACGCACCAUUCCACUCCCUCAGCGUGUUCUUAGGGAGGAUCUGGACAAAAUGAUCCCCUCGGAGAAGCGGGAGCCUCUUGUAGUAGGAAGAUGACUAGACUGGUAGCCCCUUCACUACUCACUGGGCGAGUGCUGGUCUCCCUCUCCUCGGCUCAUUGGAGUGGAUCAUCCCCAAAGUGAAUAAUGUCACCCUUCUGCAGUUUUGCAAAACCGUAUCAGUAGGUAGGGGCAAAACUAGGAAGCAAAAUUCCUAAUUCCUCAAGGUCAUAGAGUGAAUCUCUAAGUGAGUGCUUCUCACUAGACUGGAAUGCUUUCUUUAGGAAUAACAGUUUUCUUGAAUUUUCAUGUUUCACAAUGUCUAAAAUUAUUUUGCUAUCUUUAGGCAGCAGACUGUUGAUUAUUUUUCGGUUUAGGCUAACACUGACCACAUGCUACUACUUAAAUAAAGUAAACAAUGUUUAUUAUGCUUUUCCAGCAUGCAUCACUGUGCUUUUAUUGAAAUCUGGAUUGCUGAACAGUUUCGAGCUGGUAACCGGUUAACUUUAGGCAUCAGUAAAUGCAAAAAUGAAGACCUCCAAGAAGAAUUACCUCAUUUUCUUUUUUAAAAAAAAUAUAUUUUAUUGAUUUUUCACAGAGAGGAAGGGAG
This is a messenger RNA of Myotis brandtii (Brandt's bat), 6340 nucleotides long. RefSeq names its product KIAA1958 ortholog. Bases 79 to 2313 code for a protein of 744 amino acids. The record is from RefSeq and is a predicted model, not a curated record. NCBI's taxonomy places the organism in Eukaryota, Metazoa, Chordata, Mammalia, Chiroptera, Vespertilionidae. The transcript is spliced from 5 exons.